Messenger RNA from Sander lucioperca (pikeperch), 2674 nucleotides. RefSeq lists its product as uncharacterized. The record is from RefSeq and is a predicted model, not a curated record. Bases 319 to 1485 code for a protein of 388 amino acids. The transcript is spliced from 10 exons. NCBI's taxonomy places the organism in Eukaryota, Metazoa, Chordata, Actinopteri, Perciformes, Percidae.
AAAAGCUCGCCCAGUCUAGUUUUCUGUCCGGUGUCGAUAGUAAAGAAGUAAACCACCAACACACAAACUCGACUGUAACAAAGAAGGAAAUAGCUUUGAAGACAUGUUGCUAUUAUACCUGACUACUGUUUCGUGCGUCGUGUUUGGUGACACGGCUAUUUACCCCCUUAUUGCGCCACAACUUGUUCAUCCGCUGGGUUUUACGAAAAAAGUGAGUGCUAUGGCAAAUUUUUGAGAUUCCCAUUUACUUAUACGCCACCUCGUUUCAAUGGACAGUUGUACUUCACUCCGAAGAAGGGUGGAUCCAGGAAGCUAGUGAUGGAUAAGGACGAGGCAAAGGACCCACGCCUCCAAAUUUCCAUUGGCUCAGUUGUACUCACAGAUUUGACAGAAAGAGAUGAGGGAACGUUUUCUGUCUCAGUUGGUGAUGCUAUGCCAUACGAUAUUAUCAAACUGGAAAUUUUGGAUUGUGCUUACAAGGAGUAUAGGAUUUACGGGAACCCAUAUUUCUUUGUUGCUCCUGAACUAACUGAAUACAUAGAAUUCCUUCACUUUCACAGUGAGGACCUGCCGAGGGUCGUGUGGAAUCGCACCGACCCUGAGACCAAUAAGGGAAGCAGAUGGCAGAUGAAGGGUUCUAUCUGGGAGAUUAAGAGCCUCAAUCAGGCAGAUGGCGGCUACUACAACUUCAGAAAAAAAGACAAAACAGUGCUGUCUAGGAUACGGAUUGUAGUAGCAGAGAACAAGAGACGCUUUUAUACAAAUGUGAAUGAACGGCUCGUCAUCGACAAUCCUUCGCUCGAUGCCACAUGGACUGUGACUUUUACACCGGCAGGGGAAGUGGAAAAGAACACAUUGAUGGAAGCAGGCAAUCUGGUCACAGACGAUAGGAGGAUUCAGAUCAUGCCUAAGGGCAUAGAGAUUAAUCCUGUAAAUAUCAUAGACUCUGGCACCUUUGAGUUCAGAGACCAGCAAGGCCACCUGGCCCAGAUUGUGAUAGUGAUGGUAGAAGAUGAACCACCUCCUCCCGUCCUUCAUCCAUAUGUUUAUAUUGCGAUCAUUGGCGGGAUUAUCUUUGCGGUGGUUGUCUGCUGUUGCUGUGUGAAAAAGUGCUGUUGUAGAAACAGCUCUUCCAAAAGGCACGAGUCUGCUCCUGAGACUGCAGCCGCACCUGCUGUGUAUUGCCAUGAUUUGAUUCAACCUGCUGGCCCAAGUUACUCUGUUGCACCUGUGCCAGAUAACUCUUAUCAGCCAAUGAAUUCCCUUGUUUCUGGAGAACCUACAACUACCUCCCUUGAGCCAUCGGUUGAACCUCUAGGAGGGCAGGGAGGCUAUCCAGCUCCUACAUUCGGCUCUGAUUUUCUCUCCUCAGACCCUGUGCCAAAGUUUGAGCUCAAAGGACUGUCCAUUCCCUCUGCACUCCCCCUCGUUUCAGACUCAACUUUCUGUGAUGUUUACACCUCAGAUAAACUCAACUUUCUGUAAGGAGCACACCAUAAAUUCAAGUGAUGCAGAGUAGAAUUUGGGAAUACAGCCAUUUCAGUGUUUCAUUGCGUGAAAAAACAAAGUUCCCGCAAACUUGCAAAGGCGUGGUAAUAGUUGUACAGAAAAGGACCAUGUAUUCCUGUUUCAUAUGGAAUAUAAAUGUGUUUCAUAAACUCAGGUUAUAAUUAAAAUGCAUAAUUUACACUUUAUGCUGCUGCCAAAGCUAUCAAAGAAAGGGGAGAUGAUGUUACAAUGGGACUGAAAGUGAGUCUGGGUAACAGAUUUUACAAAUUGAGGACUUCAAACUGACUUCAACUAGCCUAGAAAUCUAGACGCACCCUAGUGGCAGCAAAUGUAAUUUGCAGCCAGGACCAACAUCUUGAUGUGGGUCUGGCUUGUCAGGCUAGACUUCAACACUCAUGGAGAUCAAAACGCGACAUUCAGCAAUUUAAACCACUGUCACCAGCUUUACUUAUAUAUUCUUUUUCAUAUGGUUGUUUCAAACCCUUAUGCCUUCAGUCUCAUAUAUAGCAACUUGUUUGUGUGGCUUUUAUCAUUACAUUCUAGAAAUUAUAUAUGAUAUUAUUUUUUGUCUUUAUGCUUUGUAUUAAUUUCAAGUACUACAUAAGGAAAUGUCUGUAUGUUUUGAAGAGCUUUUUCCAUAAGCCCUUCUUGCAGCUUUGAUAAACUACCUUGAUCAUUUUGCCAUGAAAUCAAAUUGUAAUAUUUGAUACAAAUACAACAUAUGUAACUAUACUUACUUUUACAUUUUUAUGCCUCCACGCCGACAACAGCAUUGGCCUGAGGCAACUUCACUGUGACAUCUAAAUGAUCUGCAAAAAAACUUUUCUGGUAUUUAUUCAACGCCAUAACUCAGGAGGGGAGAUUGUGACCAUAUUUAACAUUUGGUCCGAUUCCGGGGUGGUGACACUAAUCUCGGGUGCCCACCUUGAACCUAAUUUCAUGUUGGUGGUUAAAGGUAUUGAAAGCCUUUUUUCACAAUCUUUUUCUUAGCAAUGCGUGAACGUGAAUAUACUGUUUACAUCUAAAGUUGGUACUUUUUUGUUGUUUGCCAAAAAAGAUGUGUUUUUCCUGUUGUUUUGAUCUUCUGACUUCUUCAUUUGAAUUGUAAGGGCUUUGAAAUAAUAAAGAUCAUGUCACAUUAUCAGUCAGAGUUCUGACUGUUGAA